This is a messenger RNA of Topomyia yanbarensis, 12905 nucleotides long. Its product is annotated as deformed epidermal autoregulatory factor 1-like. Bases 341 to 2011 code for a protein of 556 amino acids. Gene Ontology annotation, molecular function: DNA-binding transcription factor activity, RNA polymerase II-specific; DNA binding. Gene Ontology annotation, biological process: regulation of transcription by RNA polymerase II. The transcript is spliced from 5 exons. The record is from RefSeq and is a predicted model, not a curated record. Gene Ontology annotation, cellular component: nucleus. NCBI's taxonomy places the organism in Eukaryota, Metazoa, Arthropoda, Insecta, Diptera, Culicidae.
UUUUUUCUCCUACGUCAGUAGUCAACCAUCGUCUUCGUGCAAGCAAAUGGCAUACAAAGAAGGCCAUAUUCGCGCAGCAAGUUUCGUAGUGGACUAGAGCAAAAUUAGGUUUGUCGAAACGAACGCGUACGCGUACACAUCCUCGCCUCGGUCGUGUCAAAAGGCGAGCUUUUUCCCGUAUUUUUUUUUUGCUUCGGUCUCGUCGCAAUCGUCAUCGUUUUCAUCGGUGUAGUGAAAUUUACGGAGAUAUUUCAUCCGCGCGCUCCGCGAUCGGGAGGCAAUUCAAUUAUCGCCAGCGACAUCAACAAAACUCCACUCGCGUUCCCGAAACCCGAAAAAGAUGGAUUCGGAAAUUCCGGAACUUUCCGACGAAGCCGAAGAACAUGUCAAACUCGAAAAUGGCGAUGAGGUUGCCUUACCUCCUCGGACUCGUCUCGUUACCACAGCUGAUGUACAGUCAGGCAAUACGGUUGUCCAGGUGCCCGUUUCGCUGCCAGUCGGAACGCUCAUCGGCGGUACCACGUUCAAUGUGCUUACCCAUGACCAAAUCCAGCACUUCAAACCUAUGAUUUGCGUGGAUAACAAUGGUUUUGUGUCAGGAAGCACUGUCGUGGGAGAUCUGACCGGUGACCUCAAACCAACGCAUAUCGUGAUUCAACAGCAAGGAUCGGAUCAGCAACAGCAAGAUGAGCCGGAUCUCGUUGACCAGCAGCAAAUUCAAGCUCAAUCCCAGCAAGAAUAUCGCAUAGAAACCAAUAACCUAAUUGACCGACUGAGUAACCUUGAAGUACUUCCGGUACGAUGUAAGACAACGACUGGUGAGCUGUACAAAGAUCGACUGGGUUCUGGAGGACGCGGAAAGUGCAUCAAGCACAAAGAUGGUUGGUACACUCCUAGUGAAUUUGAAAAUAUCUGUGGCCGAGGGUCAAGUAAAGACUGGAAGCGUUCGAUACGCUACGGUGGCCGUAGUCUACAGGCGUUGAUCGACGAAGGAAUCCUGACCCCACAUGCAACCAGCUGUACAUGUUCAGCGUGCUGUGAUGAUGAAUCUGCUGCUUCUGGCCCUGUUCGACUGUUCACACCCUACAAGAGGCGGCGACGCAAUCAAAUUGAGCCAGAUCAAGCCGAGAAAAAGAAACGAAUAAUAGUAAAUAACAAUACUAAUACUAGUAAUAAUAACAUCCACAUCAACAACAUUAGCAACAGUACGCUCAGCAACACUAGUACCACGACGGCGACCGUCAAUCAGCAAAACACCACCGUUAGUCAUCAGCAUGUCGUUCAGCAGCAGCAGCAGCAACAACAACAACAUCAACAGCAACAACAACAAGUCCAACAUCAACAAAUCCAACAACAGCACCAACAACAUCAGCAGCAACAACAUCAAGUUCAACAACAAAUCCACCAGGCCACAGCAACUAUCAAUGCAACGCCAAUAAUCACCAACAACACAAGUACCACUACAACCACGACCACCGUUAAAGUGGUUCAGCAGGAGCAGCAAGAGAUUGAAAAUGAGCUGGCCAUAGCUACCAAAGAGGAACCAUGGCAGACAUUAACCGAGGGAAUCGAAAGUGCCACAGAGUACGUCGACCAGACGACACAGUUGGUUGCGGAAGCCAAUUUACCGUUUGAAAACCUGAAAUCACUCUGCUCUCAGGUUGCCAAAGCGAUGCAGGAAAUGAAAAAAUAUAUCGGAGAAGCACGCGAGAUCCACACUCGACAGCUGGAACGAUUGCAACGCGAACGGGACGCGGCCAUUCUGACUGUUACGCAACUAGAAGAGCAAAACAAUAUCAGUAGUCAAUUACCUCCCGGAUCGGUUCAUGCCAAUAAAAAGUGCGCCAACUGCAACCGUGAAGCGCUGGCUGAAUGUUCGCUGUGCCGGCGGACACCGUACUGUUCGACCUUCUGUCAACGAAAAGACUGGAUCACACAUCAGAACGAGUGUGUGCGGAGUACGCAGGAAGCUACCCAUCAGAUCAUGCUAAUAGUGGACGAAACUCAAUAACCUUUAAUUUUCUAAUUGCGACCGGAUCGAGGUGGGAAACGACCAAUCGCUUAGAUGCUGCUGGUAGACGGUUCUCUGGCGGCUCACUAGUAAACGAUGCUAGGGUGUAAAUGAAGGGGAUCAAAUGCUCCGCCGACCAAGCUAGGAAAAAGCGCUGCCUUUUACGGUCGCAAUAUAGUGAGAUGAUCAAUGGACGCGUUGCGUUGCUGGUCGGAGUAAUGGUAAUCCUGAAAACUAUUUUUAUAUUUAAAUAGUAGAAUUCUAAAGUUCUUUUUUGUAAAUGUGGAAGUCGGAUCGAACUGGAUUCACGUAUGAGGGAAUAACUGGUGGAUGCCAAAAAGCAUCUUCCCCUGUUCGUAGUAGAACUUUUUUGUUUUUAUUUUACUAGGCAAAUGCGGAAGUACAUAUAUUUAAAGAGUAAAGUGUGUAUUUAAGAACCGAGAAAAGUUUAGAAGAAACUUUAUUUAAAAGAUAUCGGACAUGAAGAAUAAUAAGAGAUAACAACUCUUAACUGUUUUUCUUCUGUUUAUUGUUUCAUUUUUGUUAUAUCACAUCAUUGUUUUUAGCUUAUGCUAAAUUGUUAUUGUUAUUUUUUUAUCGUUUAUUUAUUUUUCGAUUUAUUCGAGAUAUACCAAUCUCCGGUUAGAAACAUCUAAAAAUUGAAAAAAAGAAUUCAUUGACGCAUACAUGAGAUUGGAUACUUGAACUACUCGGUGUAUAGUAAUAAGGUCCAUAAUUGAAAAUACUCAACAUUAGUUUCUAGACCGGAUAUAGUUUGAAGUUAACAUUCAAUAGUAGUAUCGUGAAGUCACCGAUCAUUACAAUAAGAUUAUUCACGAUAAAUUAUUAUGUUGUGAGCUUCAAAAUUGUUCGCGUUCUACUGAACAUACAUAUUCGCGAAUCUUCAUAAAAUCAAAAGCACCGUUUAUCGUUUUGUUUUAACGAUUUAUAUAGUUUUUAAAUAUGGUAAAGCUGUUAAUGGUGCUAAAAUGCACAAAUCUAUCAUUAAAUACCUAUUGCAUAAAUUUCAAUUGACUGUCAGUCUCAGUCUACGUUACGACCGACUUAGUUUUCGAACGAAUGAGGUUCGAUCUAAUUUGACUCCCGUUUGAUUUUUUUUAUUGAGAAUGCAAAUCACAUUUGUUCGAAAAAGCGAUCCGUCGUAGCGCAGAAUAAGACUGUAUGUACUGCAAGCAAAUUUGGGUGCUCGUUUUGUGUGCGACAAAGUGCCCCGGCACUUUUCAAAUUUCAGUCCAUGAAAUGCCAGUGUUCCGUUGCAGGCUAGAAAUUGAUCUAUGCUAUAUUUCACCCUAAGGAGGAAAAUUUGGUAAAAACCAAAAUUUCUCACUAGGGUGAAAAUUUGUUGGUAAAACCAGUCUUUGUACUUGAGGGCACAAAUCCUUAUUUCAUACUCAGUUGCGUUUCGGCUUCGCCUCAUCAGAAACCGACACUAACUUAUUGUCGGAAUAGAUUAGCGCCGGCUUGACGCAAAUCCCUUAAAACUAAAACACAUUUUGUGUUUCAAACAAACGACUGAUCAAACGUGAUGUCCCGUUCGAGCAGAAGUUCUGUUUAUGCCGAUGAGACACAAUGAAGCCGAAACAUGUCUUGGCUUAGCAGGCCUAUACGAAAGCACUAUGCUAUAUUUCACCCCAAGGAAGAAAAUUUGGUAAAAACCAAAAUUUCUCACUUCAUAAUAAUCUAGGCACAAGUGGUUUUGGGAAGAGGGUAAAUCGACAUGCUGUAUCCUUAUAAGCUAUUGAUGAUUACGAAUGACCAUGAUAACAAGAGCUAAAAAUAACGGACCAUAUCGUCGCAUAUGGUUGGAACAUUAUUCAGAUUUUUUCUUAAUCUUUCUUUACUUAGUUUAAGAGAAGGCUUGGGAGUCUUUCGGUGAUGUUGAGCCGGGGUAUUUGUUUAUAUAAUUUAUAAACGGUUGAAUCUGGAUGGUUAGGCAAAUCGAGAAUCUAAAUGAUACAUGCGAUAUUCGAAUUGACCGCGUCUCUGCUAGUCUUGAUAGGUGUCGAAGCUUCAAGUAGCUUUUUACUUACGAUGCUGAAAACACUACGAAAAAGGUAAUAAAACCACAUUGAUCGACUCGAGGAAAAGGUAUAAGCUCGGUAUUAGGGAAAAGGAUUUCUAAAAUUAGCCAUUCUAUAUAAAUCAAUCCUAAAUUUGUGAGGCUAUUUCCUAUUAACAGAACUUCUAAAAACCCAGUGUUACGAUGUCAUAUAUUCUGUCUUUUACGAGAUAUGACAAUUGCCAUUUUGCUGAAUGCUCUUUUAAACAAUAUCUUUGCUAUCUUUCAGUUGGAUUUAUAGAAUUGUUGCUCUAGAUGAAAUGUGAAUUGAUCUAAUCGACCUUUGCUGAGUAAAACAUUAUUAACAGCCUUGUGGAUUUAAUUCACCUUUUACAGAAAGGUAUGAAGCUUGAGCUUUGGUCCAAGAACGAAACCAGUAUGCCAAAAAUCAAAUUUUGACUAAUCUUGUUUCUCGAUUUUUUUUUUAUCCAGCCUAAACAAUCUGAUUUCUACUUGGUAAGAAAUAAUAAUAAAAAAGUAAAGCACUAUAGUCGUGGAUAAAUUAUUGAAUUUAUUUCCCAAUAAAUAUGUGCGAUAAACAAAGAUUCGUUAUUUCAUGUUAACAACACAUUCAAUUCAACAUGAAGGAUUACUGAAAACUGUAACCAAACGAUUUUACUUGAGGUAACCAUUAUGGUAAUCUUGUAUGGAGAUUUUAACUAUACACGUUUUUCUUUAAAGGAAACCUUACAGAACCAUAUGACAACGACUACUAUCAUUGUGACUUCAAUCCAAAUCGUUUCGACAUAUUUUUUUUAUAAUCCAGCCGAAGCGCUUCAAUUCUUUUUUAACAUAUAAUAUUAUAUUAUAACCAUUCCCUAAAUUGUAGCAAUAACUCGUAUCUUCAUUCUAUAAUUUCAUAUAAUUUUACAGAAAGAAGCAUUUAUGGUAAUAUCAUAAAUAGACCUUAACGUAUAUGGUUACCAUAGCACUUAUGAUUUUUGUAUAAUAUGGAGGAUUCCAGAUAAAGUUUUUAUUUAUGCGGGAUAUCUAUUACCACAGAGAACAGACAUAUAAGCUGGAACAAACUUUUCCGAAAAACCUAUGUAAAAAUUUAAAUGAAAAUCACCAUCGCAUACAGGUUCGCAUGCGUGAGUCACCAUUGUAUCCAAGUUUGCAUACAAGUCCCGUAUAGCGAUUGCUGGCCGAUCGAAGCGCCGGCCAGUGGCAAGUUGUUACUUGCUGUUGUCAGCGACAGUUUUAUUUCUUACACAAGUUGAAAACUUUACUUGUAUGUCAGUUCUCAGUGCUAUUACAUAUAACCGAGUAGUCAAUGUAUCCAAAAUAUGCAGAAAGAAGUAAAUGUAAAAUUGAAAUCGUUCAACUAGACCGCAGGACUUCCAAAAAUAUAAACGGCAAUCGGUAACAAUUCUACAUAUGACGCCAUCGAUGCUUAUUUAAAAAAGUUUAAGUCUUGAAACAGGGUUUAGAGACGAAAAUCGCGCUAUCUAUGAAAAAACAACAAUCUCAAAUCCAUUAAAAAUAUCCUGUCACGUCACAUCCAAAAAGCUUGUCCUGAUUAUUAAAAUUCCAACAAAAAAAAUCAACAAUGCAAUAUGAACAUCUGUGUUAUCUAACUCUACACCUAGUUUGUUUGUUCUUAUAAAUUUACACAGAUUUUAGGUAAUUUAUGUUUAAACACUUACUGGUUAACAGAUACCAAACCCGGAAUCAGCAUAUCUCGUAUUUGCUUAUUUAGUAGGGGAACGGUGGCUAAGACGGACACCUUACGGUUAAACAGCAAAUUCGACUCAUCCAUGGAUGCAUUGCUCACAAAUUCCACGUAAACCGUGAUUUGAGAUCAUGGUGCAUCAAUAUAAGAAUUUAUACUAAUAAAAUUUCAAGCAGAAAUUUGUUUAAAAUGACUAUGAAAAAAGGCCCAAAAUCAUUUGCGUCAUUGCAAAAGUGGUAUGGGAAAGAUGGACACCUGAGGUGGGUAAGAUGAAUAUGCAGCAUUGGUAAAGAUGGACAUAGGAUAAGGGUAGAGUGAGACGCUUCUCGACCAAUAAAUUUUGUUUUCUGUCAGUACAUCACAAUGCCCAAAGGUAUGCAAUUUGACGGCAUUCUACUUUGUAUUGGCGUAAAAAAUAUGUCCAUCUUUCCCUACCCUACUGUGUCCGUCGUACCCAAAAUGAUACAGCGCAAAUUCGUUAGUUGGGUGACGACUGCGCCCCAACUAGCGAAUCGUAUCCAGUAAUUGGGGCAACUGACAGCUGACAAAAAUUACACGGGGCAAACGCUGAUUGUUUUCUUUCGAUAAAAAACAAACAAAUAUUUUGCGGUUCGCGAAAGUUGGCUGUUUCAUCCCAGACUAAAGUUGAUUUUGUGAUAAAGUAUGUCAUUAGUGUGCUUUUCACGAUUAAUUACUUUUUUCAAUAGUUCCUUCACACAACACAGGAAACGGAUACGCCGCCAGAAAAAAGCCAAUAAAGCGCAAGCAUAUUACGUUACCACUAGCUAAAAAAUCAAUUGAGAAUGUGAUUGAAUACAUCAGAGGUGAUUCCAAAAAGUUAGCAACUAACACACAACGACACAAACUAUUUAAUUGAUGCUGAAUGGAAGAAGCGCAACAUGUAACACAUAUAUUUCAUUAAAAACAUUCCGGAAUAUGAAAAAAUAAGUUCAAUUGGAUCUCAAAGUAUGUUUUUAAUAGAUCUCCACAGAAAUCAACCAAUGAGCUUCUUGAAAUCGAUGACGUUCAAACGUCAAUCACUUUUUGACUUUCCAUUUUGACAUAAGAGUGUCUUUUAGUUGGGGCAUGUCCCAACCUCAGGUCCCAACUAGCGGACACCCAACUAACGAACACCCCAACUAGUGAACCCCCAAUUAACGAAAUUGCGCUGUACACAUUUUCAAAAAAUAUGUUUAUAUUCAGAAAGAUUAUGUAAAGUUUCUGUAUUUUUGGCAAUCAAGUGUUAAAUACCCUGUACCUCAUGCCCACUUAGAAAUAUUUUUCGAGAUCAACGAUUUUCAGGUUUUAAUCGUUAUUUUCUAAUACCAUUACCAUGCUGUCGAAAAAAAACCAAAUUAUUUUGCUCGUAUAUCUGAUAUUUUCCAUGCUUCAUUAUUUCAGUAUCUUUCAGAAGCAUUUGAAAUCUUUUAGAAAUAUGUAUUACCGUUUUUACAUUUUUAUUUAAUUUAGCAGUUUGUGAGAAAUGCAAGGUGUCCAUUUUACCCACAAUGUCAGUAUUAGUCGACUUUCCCCUACCAAUCAGCCUUAUUCUACAUUACAACAGCCUGAUGAUUACUGGUACGAAUGCGGUUCGAUCGAAUCCGACUCCCAUUUAAUUUUGCUGUCGCUAUUGAGAUUGUUGUGAUUGGAAAAAAAAGCGAUCUACGUAUUCCAGGGACAACAUUAUUAUAAAACUAAAGUGAACACAUGUUUUUUGAAGGGUUUUAAUUUAUGGUCCACCAUUUUAGAAUUACACAGUUUUUAGAAAUAUUUUAUCGGGAAAAACUAACAUGUUUUAAUAAUUAGUGACGGUCAAAACUCGUAUAUCAUUAUUCGCGCAAUCAAUUAACUCAAAUUUAUCUGCAGGGACUCAAAUUCGACACCGCUAUGUGAAAUGCUUAUAUGCAUUUUACAAGUUACGAAACAAUCGAUUGCUUUCUACCCAGGUGAGCUGCAUACAAGACAAUCGAUUUACCAACUACGCUAUGCCCGCCCCCCUAAAUUUCAAAUUAAAGCCUGUUGAGUGCUCCUGAGCUGUCUUAGGUUUUUUCAGCAUUUUUGAUUUUUCUAAAGAUCCAAAUGCAGAAGUUUGGUGAUUUAUUUUGUACAAUUUUUGGAUGAUAAGAGCGGCAGAGCUGUUAAAACUAAGUAAAAGUGCAAUGUUUGGUGUUGUUUAUUAGUUUUUCUUCAAAACUGGGUAUCUACAAUGUUUUAAAAACAUAAAAAAAUUCAGAUGGUUGAGCCAAAAUUAGGGGCGUAAUGUUAUUGAAGAUAGUGUAUACAGUUGUGAUUCGCUGGUUGGGCCACAGCCUCUGUCCAAAUAAUAAAAUUGAUUCGCUAGUUGGAUCAACCCGAGGACAAUUUGACAAAUAGUGCUUUUUCAUAUAUGUACCACUGAAUUGAUGGCGGCGCUAGUAUACCUUCUCCAUACGAGUACCACGAACAACGAAACGAAAUAGUUUCAAGACAAAAACGUGUUUCGUUACGUGUGUUAUGAACGCCGUCAAUGCAGCAAGAACAACAUUUAGAAAAAGCGCGUUCCAAAAUGUGGAUAAAGAAAACUAUUAGAGAAUCAAUUUAUCCGUAACUGGAAACCGUCAGCAAAGUGACUUAUGUAAUCUUAUUAUAAAUUUAGCUGGAAGUUAUUGCCUUUAGCAACCGUCUUUCUUCCUUCCUAAAAAUGUUUUUGUUUACUUGUUGUUUGAAGUGUGUAAUCGGUAAAUCAUUGGUGCUUUUUUCUCGAGAAAUAUAAAUGAAACACAUUUUGACCAAUGAAAGUAAAUCACCAAGCUUAACAAUUCGUGAACCUAUGACAUCUUGUGAACCAGUGGCAUCUUGUUUCAAAUAAUUAAGAACGUCAUGAAUUCUAGUAUUUUGUCGGGAAUAAAAACAAGAUAUGUACAAUUUUCUACACGUUUAGCAAAAUUGGUUUAGAUAGAAUUUGUGUGCUUUUAACAGAAUUCUGGCAGCAAACCGCUAGGUUUAGUAAGAAUGCUGCCAGGAAUGUACAAUUUUGUUCGACUCCUUCCAGAGUUUUGUUCGACUUUUGCAAUAAUUCUUUCCGGAGGAUAUUCCGAUGGUUUUCGUGCGGAUUUCUUCAGAAUUUUACUAGGCUCCAGUCUGACAGAAAGAUUUCAUGUCUCGGGAGAUGUUGGUUCGAUCACAAAGAUUUUCGGAAAUUCCAAUAUAAGUGAAAGUGGCUCGAUUUUGAAUGUCAUCUUCUUGUAUUUCCGAAAAUCGAUUUAUUUUAUUUUGGAUUUUUUAGAUUCAAAAUGGAAUCUAUGUUUCUGUUUAGGUAUGGUGAAACGAGGCCAGUUUUAAUUCGAUCUUUGAAAUAAAUUUGGUGAUACAAAUGUUUAAAUUGUUUAGGGGGACCCGGGCCUAUUAAGACAGUGGGGGUAAUUCGGGCCCCCUCGAUUUGUCAGAAAAUAGCAAGACUUUCUGACUAUCGUACAUAUUCGUGGAACCGCUAUUCUGAAACAUUAAUUUCGAAGGCUGAAUUUGAUUCUUUGUAGAAAGGAGAUACUUGUUUCUUUUUUUUUGCGAUUCUCAAAACAAAAAUCAUUAUAAUGGAUUAAAGCAACAAAUAAAAGUGAAAAAAUAAAAGAUAAGUGCUUUGGAAAGCUUGAGACUCCUAUUUUAUGGAAUGAUUUUUGCUUGGAUGAAAACAGAUAUUUUCGAGACGCUUGCCACUUUUGUGCGAAAUGAGCGUAUGGCGCUAUUCGGACCCCCCAUUUCGGUAAACAACCGUCCAGCGGCUUGCGGUUGCGCACACCAUUGCACACGCCACAGCAAAGAAAAUACAUACGCCGCCAAUCGAUAUCUGUGACAUACCAGACUAAGUUUUUGUAAAGCAAUAUAUUUUUUUGCUUCUUAAGGAGUGCCUCUAAUAAAUAUUUUAUAGGUAAAUAUAAUUCCAUUGCAAAAAAAAAUUAAAGAAAAAUGACGGCCUGAAUUGCCACGUAGGGAGGUCCGAAUUACCCCUACAUUGUAAAAGGAUGGAAAAUGUAGAGGUUUGCAAAUCGUCGCCUAGCGCUGCCAUUGAGUGGUGCAAAUGAACCUUUUAUAUUACCAAAAUAUAGCUGAGGUUUAAACUAACAAUUAGGACCUUUGACCGGAAACUUUUUUCACCUUUUCUAUCCACCUAAAAAGGCCAUUUGCUUAAGUAGGUCCGAAUAGCCCCGGGUUCUCCUAUUUCUUACAAAUAUGGAAAAAAAUGGGAUGCGCCAUUUUCAAAUUUUGCUCUAUUCGAGCCGCCAUAACAUCACCAAAUCACCACAAAAUUAGCUUAAGGCCAGUUUACAGUUCGGAAAACGUGUCACUGAAUUAGGGUCCCUAUAUAUUUUAAAUGGAGCUCGGGAUUUCAAAUCCCGUGAUGGGAAAUAAGUCUACACAAAAAUGACAGUUUUCAUGAAGUGUUAACCCAACCGCAGUAAACAUCACGGGAUUGUAAAACUCUCCACACAGAAAUCCGGCCGGGAACAAUUCAACACAAAUUGUUUCCGACAGGGAAAAUUGUAUUUUUAUUAGGUUAAAAAUUCAGUGCUAGUUUGAUACUGUUGAUGUUUUUUAGAAGCAACAGAACUUUUGUUUUGAUAGUUUGAAGAGAUCUCGGCGGAAAAUUUUCCCUGAUCAAAUUCUGUGACCCAUUUCCUGUAAGCUAGUCUAUGAGUUCAAUAUAUGGGAGCCGUCAAGUUGUCACCGGGUUGAGUUGGACCGACUGACAAAUGACAAAAACUCUCCAAAGAAAACGUUAGUAGCGUAAAAGACUGUAGAAAAUAAAUUUAACAUAAGAUUUUGGCGUUUAGAUGCUUUUUUAUUGAACAAUGGUCCAACUAGCGGAGGUCCAACUAAAAUGCGGUCCAGUUAAAAGGUGUCUAACCAGUGAAUCACGACUGUAGCUACGGCAAAUGGGGUAUGAGCUGCUCAAGAUUUUGUUAAAUAUAACCUUUUGACAUUUUAUGCUAUUGGGCGAAUGCCUUGUUAAAGCCCUCAAUAAACAAAUUACAAUUACAAUUUUAUGCUGUUCAUUAAAAAUAACACUGUAACCAAGUCUGUAAUACAAUAUAAAAAGUUGAAGUGUGCUUAGUCCGCAUUUUAUUUGUCGAAAAACAGAAUGAAAGUGAUGAAAAAUGGCGUUUUCCGUUUGUCUCUAAAAGGUAUAUCAGAAUCGGUUUUUAUGAGCAUUUGAUGAUUACGAAAAUUAAAAAAAAUAUGUUGAGCUAGUGGCAUGAUAUGGCGUACAUUUGAAUGUUAAAUUGAAUGGCGUAAUCAGAUUUUGUAUAUAAGGUUAAUUUCCAGGUUAGGUUCCUUAAAAUGAAGAAAAAUGCAGAAGUUUUAUGUGAAUGUUGAAAAACUGUUCUUUACGGUCUACACAACAUUCCGAAAUAGUCAAUAUUGGAGGCUUUGCAUUUUCGUAAAAGUUUACCAACAGAAUACAGCGCAUCUUCUGAUACAACCAUUUUGGUGAAUAAUCUUCCUAGAAGUAAUUAAGGAGUAUAAACUCUUCAAAACAUAAUUGGCGUCAUUAGCAAAGUAUUCUUAGUUUCAUAAUUGAUUGUGCAAAAAAUCAUCAAAUGCUCACUAAGCCCAAUCCUGACGCACCAAAAACAAACGGAAAACACCAUUUUUCAUAAUUUUUCUUCUAUUUUCCGAAAAACAAUAUGUGGUCUAAGCACACAUGCAACCUGAAGAUAGUAAAAAUUGCAGCAUUCAAAUUUCCAGCCUAUGUGUAUUCUACUUCACUUCGGUUAUGUGUUUGACAUUACCUACCCAUCUUUUUUACCACGUGUUUCAUUUGUUUUGAAAAACAAAAAUGUGCAAAUUUCCCUAACGAAUUACAAUUCCGUAAAGAUAAUGUAUUCAUCUGCAUGUACUAAUAUGCUUACAUACAGUGAUACAUUUUCUAAGAAAUCUGAGAUAAGACAUUUAAGUUACAAACGAUUUUGUCUUGCGCGACAAUGCAAUGUUUUGAUUUUAACGAUGAAUUCAGAAGCAGAAACUACAGCAGCCAUUUUAGCUGCCACCUUGCGACUCUUUUCACGAUGUUCUUAAGUCAGUGUGCAAUCCGACAAAACAUUGCCACAACGCAACGCACACAAAGUUAUUAACUCGGUCACUUUUACAUUUACUUCUUUACUCUUUUUGUAUAAUAUGCUUACUUAAAAAGAACACUUCAAAGUUCAUACAAAGUUCUUAAUGAACUUUCAAGCUGCUUAAGCUUUAAUGGAACUUGAAUGCUGCUCCUUUAUACGAACUUUUGGUUGCUUGGGAAGAGAUUUAAAAAUGUUGGCUGUUUGGAAUUAUUUAUUUUGAAACAUAAAAAAUCGUGAGAACCUUGCUUCAAACUCCUCUCAUAUAUUCUUAUUAACAGCUUAUGAAACAAUAUUCGAAGAUCCCAAUAGAUUUGCGUAUGUUAACAACGAUGUUCUUAACAGAAAUGGGAAGGUUUAUAAUUUUUGAAGCACGACAAAAAAGGACUUUUGUCUUCAGCGCCAUACAUGAUGAUAAUGAACCAGCGACAUUUUGGUAAUAUUGUUCUCUACAAAUCUCUAUAGAGAUAUACAGAUGUAUUUAAUAUAAUUAAUAGCCGGGUACGUGAUUUUUGAAAUUUUCAAGCACAAUUCUUUUGUUUUUUUCUCCAAUAAAAUAUUUUUGGGUUUUGCUGACAGGGUAAAGCAUAAACUAAAUCCCUGUAAAGGUACAACAUAAGUUCACUUCAGUAUUAUAAUUAAAAUGUUCUUCGUAUGAAUGCGAUCCAUUGUAAUGCAGAAUAAGGAUGAAUAUAUUGUGUAAAGGAUAUAUAAUUUGCAUUUGAGGAUCAGCAAAUAAUUGGAGCAAAAACAAUUCUCCAAUUCCUUUAGCAAGAGAAUUGCAAAACAUACGUUUAAUCAAUGUAUUUAAAAACUAGCAACUAUUGCGGUUGACGAAAUUUUCUAAAAAAUCGAAUUUAGUGAAUAAUUGUGUAUAACAGAAUAAUUGAUAAAGGAAUAAAUUACGAAUUAAAAUCAAUGAAUAAAAUUACCAAAUUUAUAUGUGAAAUCAUGAAAAUAGCAAAGAAGCUUGAUAAAAAUCCUUAUAAUGAAAAGAUAAACCGAGGGAAUAGAUGUACGUAAACUAAAUAUACAUUUCUGUGUAAUAAA